GUCGAUAAAGUGUAAGCCGCAGCAAUCUUCACAUUGUCAUCAGUAUUCUCUCGGCAGAUUUUGAGUACUGUCCAGUCUUCCCGUUCAGCAAUGAAAUAUCGGAGUGUUCCAAUGCCUGACGCUGUUGCACGCGACUUCGCGGUGUUGCCAAUUGGCGCGACGCGACUUUCACGCGCGUCAGAGCCUAGCGCACCGACACCCUCACCACCGAUACCUUCACGCAUGACCCCUCCCGCAACGCAACCACACCGGUGACCCCCCAUAACGCCUGCACACACACAAUGCCGCCUCGCAAAAGUAAUCCGCCCGCAGUCACAGACGAAGAGACAGAAGAAGUAGUCGCAGCACCCACACCAGCCGUCGACGAGCCUGCCACAGCGUCACCGUCCUCGCCGAUACCCCAGAAGGUCUACAAGGAACCCAAGCCACCCAAGCCUCGAGACGACGAUACCCUCAGCGUCGAAGACCUCAAUCUCCCCAAAUCAAUUGUGCAGCGCCUCGCAAAAGGCGUGCUGCCUCCGAACACCCAAAUCCAGAAAGAUGCGCUGCUCGCCAUGUCGAAAGGCGCAACGGUGUUCGUCAACUACUUGACAUCUGCCGCCGCCGAAGAAGCCCUCCGCAGUGGGCGCAAAUCCGUAAUGCCGCAAGACGUCUUCGCCGCGAUGAAGGACCUCGAGUUCGAGUUUAUGCUGCCCCGGCUCGAGGCUGAAGUCAACAAGUUCACUAGCAUACAAGCAGACAAGCGCAAUACGUAUCGUAAAAAGAUUCGUGAGGAGAAGAGGGCCAGGAAUGAUCCAGAUGGAAUGUCAGAAAUGACGAACGGGGGCGCUAGCUUUUUGAGUGUGGGGCCGACUGGGGCGGAGGAUGAACCGAGGACGAAGAAGGCGAGGCUGGAUGGGGAGGUUGAGGGGAGUGAGGACGAGGGCGUGGACGAGACGCAGGAUGUAGAGGAUGAGGAGGUGGAAGAUGACGAGGUUGUUGAGGAUGAGGCGCCGGAGGAGGAUAUGAAAGAGGAUGCUCUCGAGGAGCGUGAAGAUAAAGAGGAAGAUGACGAGAUGGCAGACGGAGACGAGAGCGAUUAGAUGCACGAGGGUGUGCGAGCAUGCAUACAUUGGCGUUUUGGCAGGGCUAUUGAAAAGCUGAAGCAGUCCAAGGGGGUCUGCUCAUAUCUAAGAAAUUACAAGCAUGGAAAUCGUGUCAUUAAUCAUGCAGCCGUAGAUGUAUACUCUCUGCUGACUUGCGACGUGU
Messenger RNA from Boeremia exigua, 1248 nucleotides. RefSeq names its product histone-fold-containing protein. The record is from RefSeq and is a predicted model, not a curated record. NCBI's taxonomy places the organism in Eukaryota, Fungi, Ascomycota, Dothideomycetes, Pleosporales, Didymellaceae. Gene Ontology annotation, biological process: leading strand elongation; heterochromatin formation; DNA damage response. Gene Ontology annotation, cellular component: epsilon DNA polymerase complex; CHRAC. Gene Ontology annotation, molecular function: chromatin DNA binding; protein heterodimerization activity. The transcript has 2 exons. The coding region runs from base 282 to 1082 and encodes 266 amino acids.